AUGUUCUUCUCUGUGCAGCAUCUUGUUGGGUCGGACGCCAAGUUUGCGCUGAUUUGGAGAGCCGCUACGAGUGGUUCAACAAGGAAGCUGCCACGAAGGGCCAUCCUCAGUAUAUCGGUGCCAAAUAUAUGUCGUGAGAUCCUGAACUUCAUUCCUGAAGGUGCUUACUCAGAUGGUGAAGCCAGUUCCAAGUUUUCGCUCUAUCUCCUGGGGCAGCUUCUGUAUGGCACAGUGCUCAUCUACGAUCGUCAGCUUACUCUACUUCAAAAACAUGUUCGUUGGGCUUACGAAAAUUGCAAACGGUUGCGCAUGGAGGGAAGUUUGCCUCAAAGAUACAAAGGUGCACCUUCUUCGGCUAUAAAGGGGGCGCGUCGCUCUGCGGUAGUUGAAGAACCAAGAAUUGAUAUCGAUGUUACCGAGCAACCGGAACGACGAUUUGUUGGGCUGGCUAGACUCAGUGAAAUCACGAUGACAGAGAGUCAACCAGUUAUAUGGAAACGAGAAGACCUUUUCCAAGAUGAGGCUGUUCAAGCGCCAGUCCAAAUCAGCAAGGAGCGCUUCAUUGACUGGAACGAGCAGCGUUCUUCCAACUCAAAGGAUUCUCUGAAGACUGCUUUAGUAGUCAAGAAGGAACCUGCUACGGUAGAAGCUGCUUCUGUCACAGAAGAGUUACCACCUUUCCCACCUCUCGAAGUAUUUCAAAACAUGGACAGGGAAAGCUUUCUGGCUGUUACCCAACCGACGUUUGAUGCAGGAGGUGAAGAAAGACGCGAAAGUAUCACAAACGAGCGGUCACUUGUGGAUGCACAACCACCCAGUGAGAACGAACCGCUGUUGAAGAGACCGACGUUAGACAAUGGGAGACUUUUAUCCAGCUCUGGAGAGAGUGAAGAGUCAACAAAUCCAUCACUCGAGCUGCCCUCUUUGGACGAAAAUCUGGAAAUUGUGCAGCCGUCGCCAAGAACGAGAAGAAAGCCGUUGCAGUCGAUAGACACGAACGGCACAACAACACCUCUCAUGUCGAUGAAAGAAAUGCAAAUGGACUACUCAUCAUUGGUGAAAACAGUGGAUGAGUUGAGAAGUGGAAUUCCUGUUGCUGUUGACAGGCACCCAUCCUUGCACGAACUGCUACUGCCAUAUCCAGCAUAUGCGGGGAAGAAAUUUCCGAAAGAAUGUAUCGGACUAUAUCGCAGUAGAUUUUGCGAUAAGAUGACUUUCAAACAAGCUAUAACUGAAAAUCUCCAUGAGCCGAUCAAUCGUGGUGAUGCUUCAAUUCUUUGGCAUUACUCGAGCACCGACCAAUCAUCUAAAGAGAGCUCUGAACAACAGCGAACCCCUGGAAUAGCCUAUGCAUUAUACGACACCCCAGAAAGAGUACGCGCUGCUGGAUCUGGUCAUGAAGACACUUCUGAUCGCAGAUACAGUCAUGACCAGUUUCCUGUUCACCUAACACCGGGAAGUUUCAAAUUGCUGAAGACGCCUGGAAGAGAAUUACCAUUAGCAGAAGUGAAUCAGGGAGACGUAGCGCGCCCUAGGGACUCCGACAUAGGAAGGGGAGAUGCAGCGCAUUCGACGGACUCUCGUACUUCUCUUGGCGAUCUCUCUUUGUUGGCAAAUACCGGAGAAGCUUCACAACUUGCGGCAGACGCAACACUGCAGGAGUCUGGACUUCGCAAAGAGUCUCGCAGCUCGUAUCUUGAACAAGCGCGUCGUUUGACCGGAUGGACAGACGAAUCGGGUCGUCCGUCAUCUGUACAAUUACGCGACUCCUCACAAGGAGGCAAGGUGACUCAGCUGCGCGAUACUUCUGAGAAGUUACGUUCGCUGUCUUCAAGUGAUUCCUGGACAAUAACUUCAGUGGAAGAGCUUUUGGUCAGGAGAGUGAGGGAAACAAAUAAAUUCGUUCCACUAUCCAGUAUCAUUCCCACGGCUACAACUUUAAAAAGGAGAGCUGCUGCUGUGUUCUCAACACUGCUAAAUCUCAUAAGAAAAUCGUCAGUAGAAGCGAGGCAGAUGGAACCAUAUGGAGAAAUAUGGAUACGUAACCACUCUGUUCGAAGUAGCAGUGAUUUCGACUUUGACGCUUUGGCAUCGACGAGCCAGCCUUUCCAAUUAUAUUGCUAA
Messenger RNA from Cylicocyclus nassatus, 2124 nucleotides. Lineage: Eukaryota; Metazoa; Nematoda; Chromadorea; Rhabditida; Strongylidae. The record is from the annotation of a GenBank genome assembly.